GUGUUCGUCUGAGCCAGUGAGUCUUCCAAGUUUUCACGGAGUAACUGUCUACAAGAGUUGAAGUCGCAUACCGCGGACCUUCUUGCGAAGGCUCUAUAAUCGUUGUGUACAUGUGUAUUGGUACUUGUGUGUGAUUUCAAAAUGGUGCCACAACAAAACACCCGGGACAUUAUGCUCGACGAGGGUGCGAACGCUUCCUCGGAUCAGUUCGGCUCUCAGGUCGUCAAUCCUAGCUCUCUCACGCCGUACUCUGACGCUACAAACUGUAAAAAGACCACCAACCACAUCAAGAGGCCGAUGAAUGCAUUCAUGGUGUGGUCUCAGAUUGAGAGACGGAAGAUUUCCGAAGUGUCACCCGAAAUGCACAACGCUGAAAUCAGCAAACGGUUGGGCAAGCGCUGGAAAACUCUCUCGGACGAGGAGCGUCAACCGUACAUCGAGGAAGCCGAGCGUCUUCGUGUGUUACACAUGCAGGAAUACCCCGACUACAAAUACCGUCCUAGGAAGAAGGCUAAGCCAACAACUGGAAAAGUUGAACACGGUAAGGUUACUAAACCUUCUCCUAAAAACUCUAGAGCUGACAAGAGCAAAAAGACUGCCAAAGCCGUGGCGCACUUAUCCGUUGCUUCUUCAAAUAGUGAAAGUGCAGUGAACAGCUCAAAUAAACUUAAACUCAAGCUCACCAUUGACAGAAAGUUUAAGGAAAGCAUCAAAGCUAGUAAGCAAGUGCCUGUGUCUUCAUGCCAACUGACACCCCCAGCAAAGGUGCCCUCAAGUCCAUCAGUGUAUACACCCCCUACCCCAGAGUCAGCCAGUUUUUACGGCGAAGAAGGUUACGAAGCGCCCGCCGCAUCCCCUCAUCAAGAGCCUCUCAAAGUCCAACCUCCAGUUCAUAGACAGACAGAUUCACAGCCCGAGGGCUCCUCCCUCGCCGAUUUGGACAACCUUACCGAUGUGCUACAAAUUCCCUCGAACUGGCAUCUUGAUCUGGGGAGCCUAGAUUUGGGGAAAUUAACUGACACAGACUUUUCUUUUGAUAUCCAAGGCAGUGCUAACGGUUCCCAUUUUGAAUUCCCGGACUAUGCGACAGCUGAAGUGUCAGAAAUGAUCGGACUUGAAAACGACUGGUUAGAAACGAGUCUUGGGUCUCUGAUCUCCACCCAAUGAGUGUAAUACCCCCCGGGACACAUAGUGCAAACAGUUGUUAUUAAAUUCAUGAAAUGGACUCAGCGGACCACGGCGCACCAUUGGUGUUGGGCAAGUCAUGUACAUUACAUAAGUGUAUUUAAUUCGUCGACUGCCCGUGCCACCAAUUCUGUGCGCGACUGACCCACGGACCUCAAUCAUAUCAGACCUAUGCAUUUCAAGUCUUUAUAUUCCUUGUGGAAGUGUAUAUAACUGUAAAUAGAACAAUAUAUCUUGCUGUCUCAGCGGAACUUUACAAAAUGGACCCAUGCCCAUGCAGGGCUUCUUCAUGCCCCUGAUACGAACUGCUUCUCAGGUGUGUUCGAUUAGAUUGACUGAAUCCACGGUCAGGUCAAAAGUUCGCUCAGCUAUUUUCUACCUUACUUGAGAAACGAACGGUUGUAUAAUAUAUUUUUGCCCAUGGGAAACGUUUCAUAGCAUAAUCCCAAAGGGUUUUGUAUCAAAUGUAUAUUCCAGAUCUAACAAAAUAUAAUUUCACACAAUUUUUGUAAAUUUUGUAGUAUUUUAUACUUCUAUAAUGAGUAUUCUAUCUAGAACCGCUCAACCUUGUCACAUAUACGCCUUGAUAUAUAAGUGAUUUUUGUAAGAAAACUGCAGAGACAACACUGUUUACAACUCAAAGGGGAGAGGUGUUAUUUAUUGCAUAUUUAAGAUCACCUCUACCCAACAUAUACAAAGUGUGCUAUUAUUAUUUAUAUUAAAAUCUGUCCAAUGAACAAA
This is a messenger RNA of Haliotis rubra (blacklip abalone), 1926 nucleotides long. Its product is annotated as transcription factor SOX-11-like. The record is from RefSeq and is a predicted model, not a curated record. Bases 142 to 1167 code for a protein of 341 amino acids. The transcript has a single exon. Gene Ontology annotation, biological process: anatomical structure morphogenesis; regulation of DNA-templated transcription; cell differentiation. Gene Ontology annotation, molecular function: DNA-binding transcription factor activity, RNA polymerase II-specific; RNA polymerase II cis-regulatory region sequence-specific DNA binding. Lineage: Eukaryota; Metazoa; Mollusca; Gastropoda; Lepetellida; Haliotidae.